Molecule: messenger RNA, 2352 nt
Organism: Pimephales promelas (fathead minnow)
Lineage: Eukaryota; Metazoa; Chordata; Actinopteri; Cypriniformes; Leuciscidae
Source: RefSeq, a predicted model, not a curated record
UGCUUGAAAUGUAGAAGAAAGGCCCUUUAAAAUCUUUAAGGGAUUUUUAUACCACUGAUAUAUAGUUAAUAGCUAACUGUUUUCUAUUUUUUUUUUAUAAAAAAGUAAAUUAUUUGAUGAAGCAUUUUGUGUUCUUACUGAAAUGGUAGCUGUGGAUAAAGAGUGGCAUAUAUUUAAAGGUAACCGUGGUGGUUUAUAACCAAAUUUAUUAUGGCUACUUUUCAAGUAAUAUGCCGCAAACUUUGAAUUUAUGGUAUUUAAAAUGCCUCUAUCGCUGGAAUCAAUAGCGCCUAAACAUAUUAUUGUGUGGCUUGAAAAAAGAUAAAAGUAAAUUGAACUGGAAGUCUGCGUUUUAAAAACUUAAAAUGUUCUACACGAACGGCAGGAAUUCUGCUCUCCUCCACUGUGUGAAUCUUCUUUAUGGCGAGAACAACGGGCUCAUUAUUUGGGAGGAGAUUGAGACCGCGCGUUGUGAUUGGAUGCUGGCAGCAGGUAGAGUCGCACAGGUACAUUCAUACAUUCUCUGGCAAAUGAACAUUUCUGCGUUUUCGCUCGGUUAUCUAUUCUUACAUUUUGAUUACAUCGAAAUCUUUGUUCUCAAAUGUUAUGCGAAUUAUUGUUUGAAGAUAGGCUACGAAUAUGUAAAACGAGGCAUCGCAAAUCUGUGGCUUGUCGCGAUUAAAGUCAUCGUGUUUUCGGGGUUAAAUCGUUGUUUUCUUUUUUCCCUGAAAAUUAAGUUUUCAUAGCCUUUUUUGUUGUUUGCGCGCUUUAUCCGCUUUUGGGAUAUCCCCGAUACAUUGAACAUUCAUUUAGCCUACAAGUAAGUUUUUGGACUUAACUAUUGAUAACAAUGUUGAUUGUUUUUUGUUAUUUUUUUUUAGAGCCCAAGGGUCACUCCUAGGGCAAAUUAUUAUAGCUUAAUCUUUAAAACACGUAUUGUUCAUAGAUACUCUGCCAAGUGAACAGAAAAUGACUGAUUCGUGCUUGCAGCUGCUCCUUGUCUUGAUGGCAACAGGGCUGUCAACGUGUGUGGCACAAGUCUGCGGCAGACCUCCGCUAGGUAAACGCAUUGUGGGAGGAGUUGAAGCAUCAGCAGGUGCAUGGCCAUGGCAAGUGGACAUUCAGAUGGGAGCCAACGGUCAUGUUUGCGGUGGAUCCAUAAUUGCAAAAAAUUGGGUCCUCUCUGCUGCACACUGCUUUCCCAACCCCUCAGAAGUGUCUUCUUAUCGCCUGUACAUGGGACGCCAUCUUGUUAAUGGCUAUAACCAGUUUGAGGUGGUCAGUCAGGUGCAGCGGGUGGUUCUUCCAGAAGGAUACUCAAGUCCUCAGGAGGGCAGAGAUGUAGCCUUAGUGCAGCUGCGCUCUCCGGUCACCUGGUCAGACAGGAUUCAACCUGUGUGUCUGCCAUAUGCUGGCUUCCAUUUCAACAGUGGAACAUUAUGCUACGUUACAGGCUGGGGACACACUCAAGAGGGUGUCUCCCUCACUGGAGUUGGAGCGCUACGGGAAGUGGAAGUGCCCAUUAUCGACCAGUCUUCCUGCCAAUCAAUGUAUCAUAUUUUGUCAUCUGAUUUAGUAACAGUUGACGUCCUAUCAGACAUGAUCUGUGCUGGAUAUAUGGAGGGAGGCAAGGAUUCCUGUCAGGGGGACUCUGGAGGGCCUCUGGUUUGUCCUGUUGGCAAUGGGACGUGGAUUCAGGCAGGAGUUGUGAGUUUUGGACUUGGGUGUGCUCAGAAGAACCGACCAGGUAUCUACUCCAGAGUCUCAAGCUUUGCGAGCCUCAUCCGCACCACAGUUCCAGAAGCUCCCUUUUUUGGUCAUGCCUGGAGGAGUGAAAGUCAAACAACUCUGGUUCUAGGCCUCUCUAUUGCAUUAGUAGUCUUUUGGUGAUUGUAGAUGCAAUGUACAAGUUAUACACAGUCUUACAUUUUUAAACACCACCAGUUUUGUCUGUGGGGCAUUGAUUUGCUAUGAUUUUGAAUGCUGUUGUGGUGCAAAAAUGUAAUCAAUGCAAAGAGGUGUUGCAGAUUAAUUUUUAAUAAUGUAAUAUGCACCAUGUUUAUAUAGUUGAUAUAUACUGUUGUUAUUGUGUAUUAGAUAUAUUUUAUGCAAUUGCAGUAAUUGUCACCAAGAUCUCAAAACAUUUUAAAAUGCCAAUAUCCUACAUAGGAUAAAUUCAGUAUGAUUUUGUAUUUCUUGUUCUGAAUAUUUGUAAUAAAAAAUCAAAUUGAUUUGACUGUAUAAGGCAUAUUAUUGCACAUUACAAAUACUGCUUUCACUCAUUCAUUCUAUACCAUGUUGUAACAACUUUUAUAAUUUUAGAAUUUAUAUUAAAUUAGUAUGUCACCUGUG